Trichoderma virens Gv29-8 is the source of this 1941-nucleotide messenger RNA. RefSeq lists its product as uncharacterized. NCBI's taxonomy places the organism in Eukaryota, Fungi, Ascomycota, Sordariomycetes, Hypocreales, Hypocreaceae. Bases 1 to 1941 code for a protein of 646 amino acids. Gene Ontology annotation, cellular component: ESCRT II complex; late endosome membrane. Gene Ontology annotation, molecular function: ubiquitin binding; phosphatidylinositol-3-phosphate binding. Gene Ontology annotation, biological process: protein transport to vacuole involved in ubiquitin-dependent protein catabolic process via the multivesicular body sorting pathway. The transcript has 2 exons. The record is from RefSeq and is a predicted model, not a curated record.
AUGUUUCUGAAGCAUAUUGAUCUAACUACUGCACUACGGCCUUCGUAUCUUCCGGAUGAAGUCCUGCUCUUUGUCCAGGACAAUGUCGGCUUGUACGAAGGGAAGUUCAAGCUCCCAAAUCAGCAAAAUGGCCAGGUGUAUCUGACGUCUCAUCGCAUCUGUUACGUCGACAAGGAUGAACCAAGGAAACACUCGGCUGCCCUCAACCUGAAGGAGGUGGAUCGCUAUGAGUUCUAUGCAGGGUUCCUAAAGUCAUCGGCCAAGAUCACCAUUGUGCCCAAGCCUUUGAAGCGAUCAACGCUUCAUAACCGCGUUGUGUCCAGCACGGGAGUCAAUUCAAGAGGCAGUACGCCAUCCCCCGCAGCGUCGGACAGCGCCUACACACCUCCGUCUGGACCUCCACCAAUCACGACCGCAACCUGGGUCUGCACUAUUUGCAGCUUCUCGAAUCCUGUCCCUUCCAAUUUUGAUCCUGUGGCAGCAAAUGCCCACACUCCUCUUCCACCAUGUUUGGCUUGCGGAAUCAAACCAACGCUCUCCCAGGUAUUAAAGGCGGCUAUUACCAGCGCAACCAACCGUCCAACAGCGUCUCCAAAUGCCAGCCAGGCCGGAAUUCCGAGCCAGGAGGCUUCAUCAAUAACUACUCCGCAGCCAAGCGAUCCUUUUUCGACUUGUGAUGCUCGAGUGGGCAGUGGACAAGGAAAACCCGACGCUACUGUGUCGUUCCACUGCCCGCGAUGCACUUUCUCAAACCAUCCUUCGCUACUAUCUUGCGAGAUGUGCGGAGCCCCGUUACUAUCGCAAAACAUACCUUCCAACCUUUCCAGCGCCGAGUAUAUUAGAACACAAUCCCCUGGGCCGGUCAAAGAUAGCAGCAACAAACCCAGCCAGGGCGGCACUGACUUUGCAGAAAGCGUAAAGAUAUCUUUCAGAGGUGGCGGGGAGAAGAUCUUUUACGAGCGACUAAAGAGUGCCAUGACACAGCGAAAGUGGCUGCUGCAAGAUGCACCUCCCGCUCCAAAGAGCAACCGCGCGAUGGAUGAUAAUUCCACCAGCGGUUCACCAAGCGCCCCCGUUCAGAAGACGAAAACGGCCGGCAUUGCUGGGCUCGAACAGCUGGGCUUAAACAUGCGCAAGAAUAACGAGAUUCUAAUCGGCAGCGCUUUUGAAGACCUCGAGGCCCUGAUGGCUUCGGCAAAGGAGGUGGUAGCCCUGGCAGAGAGAUUUGCACAGCAGGUCAACGGGGUCAGCGGCGAUGCCACAUCCAAGGACAAUAGCAUACUGGCCGAAUCCGCCCAUCAGCUCGGGCUAAUCACUACCAAGGACAUUGUCGGUGGUGGAGGCUCCGAGUCACUCUACUUCUCCGAGCUGGCCCGCAAUUUGGCAGAGUUCCUAACGGACGAUUCAAGGGGCGUGCUCAAGAGAUCCGGCGGCAUCCUCACGCUGGUCGAACUGUGGGCAAUGUUCAACCGAGCGCGCGGCGGAGUGGAGCUCGUGAGCCCAAUGGACUUUGAGAAGGCGGCGCAGAUGUGGGAGAGCCUCAAGCUGCCCGUACGGUUGCGCAAGUUCCGGAGCGGCGUCAUGGUGGUGCAGGCCCGCGACCGCACCGACGAUGCCACCAUCAAGUCGAUCCUAGCCUGGCUACAAGACUUACACGAGUUCCCGCCUGACCGGGACGUUGCAUGGGAUUGGCGAGAGUUUGGGCGCGGUGUCACGGCGCAAGAGGCCGCGGAGAGGUUUGGAUGGAGUCUCGGCGUGGCAGAGGAGGAGCUGCUGAUGGCCGAGGAGCACGGGGCCUUGUGUCGCGAAGAGGGGCUUGAGGGACUCAAGUUUUGGAAGAAUUACAUUGGCAAUAGUGACGCGGCGGUGUUGCAGAAGAAGGCGGCACAGGAGGAGGCCGAUGCGCUGAUCCAGCGGUUGAAGGACAGUGGGUUCAUAUAG